CACGGGUGUGGAGCUGAUGAGGAUCCCGAUAGGCGGGUCACAUGGAUCCGUUUCGGUUUUCCAUGCAGGCAGGGUCCUGGAUAUAUGAAGACCAAAACCUUAAUGUCUGAAUUGAAGUCCAAAUAUGCUGAUAAAUCUUGGAAUGAGUCUCUUCAGCUGGUACGGAGAUGUAUGGAAAAAACAAGAGAUGGCAGAGUUUGUGAACCAAUCGCAAAAUGUCUGCAGAAGAUCAACGAGGCGCUCAAUGUGUCGUCUUCUGCAGCAAUGGUGUCCAGACUAGAGAUGAUCGCCAAACAAAGAGGUUUGGGGUCCCACCUGAGCCCCACAGAGACUGUGUGUUACCUGACCGCAGACCUGUUUUACAUUGAGGUGCUGCUGCUGCCAGGAGGACGAGUGGAGGAUGUGAGGGUUGCCCAUCACGGGGAAGCUCCUGUGUCCAGCCCGUCACUCCUUCAGCUGUUAAGGAUGAAAAAUUUUGAAGAGUUCUCCCUAAAGUUGGAUGAUCUUGCCUUAUUUUACAACAUCGCAGGAGACAGUGAUGUGAAGAUUAAAGUCUACAGCUCUCUUCGGCACCUGGAAACUGAUCUCUUCAAAAUAUCCCAUUUGCCAAGAUCUCUGAGAGAAAGUGACCUUCACAUUGACCUCAUUAUGAACGGCAGGAUUGGGAACGUGCAGUCUGGCAGAGAGGGCUCACCAAUGACCAUCGAGUACUACAUAAGUCCAGCAGAUGCUCUCAGGAGGUUCUCACGCACAGGAGAGGUCAGCGCAGGCCGUGUGGCUCUGGUGACUGCAGGCAGUACGGACUCCUCUCACAGACUGCAGAUGGAGUCUCUGAUCUCCUCUCCUCCUCAGGUCGACUCCUGCGGGUUUCCUGUGUUUCAGCCACUCACUGAGUCCUGUUCACAGCUCCUCCCUGCCACCUUUCUCCUCAGACUACAGCCGCCGUUACCAGUGCUUACAUCCUUCAUAGAGAAGAUGGCCAAGAUCACAGAUGGUGUUAUAGCAGAGAAACCCCUGCAGGUGGAGCCGCUACACAAACUACUCCUGAAGACCAGCAGAAAAUACAACUCCAACACAUCCUGCACAGACGGCCUGCAGUUUCUUGUGCCGCUGCCUGGCUCAGAGUGCCACAGUUAUGUGUUCCCCGGGGCCCAAUGGAGCUGCGGGUCUUGGAAUGGAGCCCUGAUGGAUGCGGUGCCAUUCUCACACCCGGGACACGUGCCUGCUUUACUGGAGAUCCUCCGUCAUCAGUCUGCCAUCAGCGUCCUGCUGGAGAGCUGCUUCAGCAAACACAGCCACAGCACGGAUGCAGCUUUACUGUGUGAGCUGACCUGUGAGGUGCUUCCAGAAUCAGACCACUGCUUUUCCAUCACAUUCAGCCUCCAUGAGAGCGAGCAUCUGGCUGUUCUUCAGGUGACGGUGGUGGACUCCCAUCAGAUGAGCUGCAAACUCCUCAUGCCUGAUUUUGUGGAUCAUCAACUGGAUGAAUACAUCUCCAGAGUCCUCAUGCGGUGCAUGUCCAUCCCCAUCACAUUGAGGGCUGUAUGCAGGAGAGUGUCCAGUCUGAGGACCCGUCCCGCACCAGAGUUGGACCCAGAUGAGUGUGAGUGUGUCCCCGCUGCAGUUCAGGAGGACAUCAGCGUUUCUCUUACUCCUGAUUUCUGUGAUAAAGCCAAUACAGAAGCAUUUGUUAACCCUUCCCCAUGUGCUUCUCUUGGUGUCUAUUCACACUGGGCCAACGCUGGACUUCCAGCAGAACUCAUGUAAACUCCUGCUUUUACUGUAGAGCUUAUUUCAGAUUUUAGACUCGUGUUAAAUAAAGGGAUCAUAUUUUAA
This is a messenger RNA of Danio aesculapii, 1836 nucleotides long. RefSeq lists its product as uncharacterized. Gene Ontology annotation, molecular function: nuclear vitamin D receptor binding; nuclear thyroid hormone receptor binding; nuclear retinoic acid receptor binding. The coding region runs from base 85 to 1767 and encodes 560 amino acids. Gene Ontology annotation, biological process: regulation of transcription by RNA polymerase II; cellular response to thyroid hormone stimulus. Lineage: Eukaryota; Metazoa; Chordata; Actinopteri; Cypriniformes; Danionidae. The transcript has 17 exons. Gene Ontology annotation, cellular component: mediator complex. The record is from RefSeq and is a predicted model, not a curated record.